Messenger RNA from Molossus molossus (Pallas's mastiff bat), 745 nucleotides. RefSeq names its product CDGSH iron-sulfur domain-containing protein 1. Gene Ontology annotation, molecular function: 2 iron, 2 sulfur cluster binding. The record is from RefSeq and is a predicted model, not a curated record. The transcript has a single exon. Lineage: Eukaryota; Metazoa; Chordata; Mammalia; Chiroptera; Molossidae. The coding region runs from base 141 to 461 and encodes 106 amino acids. Gene Ontology annotation, cellular component: intracellular membrane-bounded organelle; mitochondrial outer membrane. Gene Ontology annotation, biological process: regulation of autophagy.
AAAAUGAGUGGGGCGGCGCCUGCGCCGUAGCUGCCUGGAGUCGGUGCCCUUAAGACGCCUUUCGCACCUAGACUCUGUCUGUCCGCACAAGCCCGUUUGUGUUCAGGGUCCUGUGCACACGCCUUGCAAGUGACGGCGCCAUGAGUCUGAAUUCCAACAUACGAGUUGAAUGGAUCGCAGCAGUUACCAUUGCUGCUGGGACAGCCGCAAUUGGUUAUCUAGCUUACAAAAGAUUUUAUGUUAAAGAUCAUCGCAACAAAUCUAUGGUCAACCUUCACAUUCAGAAAGACAACCCCAAGAUUGUACAUGCUUUUGAUAUGGAGGAUUUGGGAGAUAAAGCUGUGUACUGUCGCUGUUGGAGGUCCAAAAAGUUCCCAUUCUGUGAUGGAGCUCACACAAAACACAACGAAGAGACCGGAGACAACGUGGGACCUCUGAUCAUUAAGAGAAAAGAAGCUUAAAUCCACAGUUUUGAUGCUGCAAACCAACUUGUCCUUAUUGUUUAAUUAGAAUGACUGCCGCCUCUGUUUAAUUCGCCUUCUCUGGAUUCUAGAUGUGGUGUAUUGCAAACUGUAGCUUUCACAUUCAUGUCAUUUGCCUUACUCGUUGAACCAUCGUGGUGCACAUUUGUUUAAACAAAAAAAAGGAAAAAGUGAAACCAACCUCAUGGCCUGUGGGUUAUUUUGGUUUUGUAAGGAUCCGUUUCUUUACAUUUAAUAUAAUUACAUUAAAAUGUAGUUGUAUG